GGCCGCGGAGAGGUGCCGGCGCUGGGGCCGCCUGCCCGCCCUUUUAUCGGGGCUAUGGAGAAGGAAAACCGGUUUAAAUUGUUCAUGCCCCCGCGCCUGAGCACUGGGCAGGUGUCUGCGGGUAGACCCCAGGGUUUUAACAAGUGCUCAGAUGAUGAUUUUAAGUUGCCAUUCGAUAUGUCACACCAUGGUGAAAUCACUGAUUCAGAUACAAUUUCACAGCAAGCAAAACUUUGCUCUGAAGUAGAUGAAGAGUUUGAAAAUGAAAAACUCAAUUUGAAACUGGAAGAUGAGAUAUGUGAAAAUAAAGAUCUCUUGAAAGAAGCCAGUGCUUCGAGGCAUCUGUGUAAUCUGCUCAAGGAAACCUGCACUCACUUCACAGAGAAGACCAGCAAAUAUGAACAGGAAAAAGAAGAAAUGAGACAAUUGUAUGAGGAACUUCAGAGUAACAUAGAACGAAUGACAGUGGCAUUUGAAGAGCUUCGUGUGCAAGCAGAGAACGACAGAUUGGAAAUGAGUUUCAAAUUAAAAGAAGAAGCAGAAAAAAUGGACAAGUUUGAAAAAGAAUGCAAACUGGAAGUCAGUCAGAAGGAAAAGCAGAUUUCAGCUCUUACCAUACAGAGAGAUGAAAAAGAUGGUGUAAUAAAAGACAUCAAGGCUCAGCUGCAGACAUCACAAAAUAAGAUUGCUGACUUAAUAGAUGCAAAAUUAUAUGAAGAAGAAAUGUUAAAGGAAUCCCAGGUCAGUCAAGAACAAUUGAGGGCAGAGCUGGAAGAGGCUAAAAUUUCACUGCAAAAGGCUGAGGUUACUCAAAAGAACUUAGAAACCGAAUUCCAGACUACAGUGAAAACAUUAAUUCAGGUCACUGGAGAAAAGGAAGCCCAGGAGGAAGAAUGUAAAAAAAUGAAGGCUUUGCUUGCAGCCCUGACAGAGGAGUUUGAGACUUCUACUGCCAAUUUGAAAAGCUUGCUGCAAAAUGAGCAAAAUAGAAUAAAGAAAUACGAAGACGAGUCAAAGCUGCUUACCUUGGAGCUCCAAAAGAAGUCUUCUGAACUGGAAGAGAUGACUAAAGUAAAAUGUGACAAAGAAGGGCAACUUGAAGAGCUGUCAGAAAUUCUGAAAGAAAUCCAUGAUUUGAAAGUACAGCUGACUAGUGCAGCUGAAAAGGAGCAAGAUUAUUUAAACCAGCUUUUGACUCUGAAAACAGAUCUUGAACAAGAGGCGUUAAAGAAUGAACAGCUAACAGUGCGUCUCAAUAAGCUUUCACUAGAGAAAGAACAAAUAGCCCGUGAGAAAAAUGUUGUGGCUGCAGAACUCAAGAAACUGCAAGAAGAACAUGAGGUGUUUAUUCAGGAUAGUAAGAAAAAAGAAGAAAAUACAAAGCAGUUAGUUGAAAACCUAGAAGAGGCAAAUGGCCAGCUAAGAAAUGAACUGGAGUCUUUGAAGGAGAAAAUGGCAAAGACAAGUGAAGAGAUUAAAAGUAAACUGGAUGAAAGAGAAGAAAAUGUGGAUAAUUUAAAGAAACAGAUGGAAAAUAAAACCAAAUGCAUUGAAGAGCUGCAGCAGGAGAAUAAGGUGCUGAAAAAGAAAAUCACUGCAGAAAGCAAAAGAACCAGUCUUUAUGAAGGGAAGGUGAAUAAAUUGCAAUUAGAGAUGGAAAAUAUGAACAAGCAACAUAAGGAAGCAGUUGACAUCUAUCAAAAAGACAUAGAAACAAGAAAAGUGAAUGAAAAUAGACUUCAUGAGGAGGUAGAAAAGAUGAGGUUGCUUUAUGAUGAAGCAGCAAUGAUACAGAGAGAAACUGAUAUCCGAUGUCAGCAUAAAAUAACUGAAAUGGUGGCACUUAUGGAAAAGCACAAGAAUGAAUAUGAUAAAAUGGUUGAAGAAAAAGAUGCAGAGUUAAAAGUAUAUAAAAUUAAACAGCAAAAGCAGUUGUCAUCAGAAAGAGCACUGGAAAAUGAGCUAUCGUGUUUGAAAAGUGAACUGUCAUCCCUUAAGGAACAACUGAAAGCAGAAAUUGAAGAAAAGAAGAAUCUUGUAAAAGAGCAGUCUCGAAAUAUGAUUCCUGAAAGUGAAAAGAAACACAAGACAUAUGUUAUAAGGACUCCUCCAAUAGAUAAACAGCCAAGUGGAAAAGGCACAAACCUACCUUCAGAGCAGAGCACAAGGAAAAAGCAAAAAGUGCUUCUCCAGCUAGAUACUCAGUCAGACAGCUCUGAGCACACUGACCUCCUGAGCAUAGUCUCGGAAGAAGAAAUGUUUAAAAACUUAUACAAAGAUUAUCCACAAGCUUCACAAUUACAUUCCACAGCACCAAAAAAGACACCAGUUCCAUCCAGUGUGAAAUCUCCAGGCUCUGCACUGAAACUCAAAACCAUGAGGAGAAUGCGCGACGCUGGGUGGACUACGGUUUCCAAAACGGACAGGAAAAGAAAACUUAAAGAAGUUGUAAAGUUCUUUACUUAAAAUGCAGAAACAGCCAGUGUCCUGGCAUUGCUUACUGGUGCCACCACUGGGUUCUUAUUCUCUCAGUGUUAGUACUUUCUUGUGUUUUUCUGUCCUACUCAGUGCAUUUAAUACUAUGCUCAUUUCCUGUACACAUAUAAACUUUACAGAUUGAUAACUACAUCCCCUUGCAGCAUUUUCCAACUUUCCUCCCUUGUGCUGCAAAAUGUUGGGACACAAAUGAACCAAUUUAAAAUUUUGAAAUAAACACAACUACAUAGGAAGUUGUUUCAAACCUAUUUCUGGCAUUAGAAAUUCUGUUCUUUCAAAUGUACUUUGUUUUUCUUAACACAUAAUACUUAGGGAAAGAAAUGUAGCUGUUAAAAGUAUGCACUUUUACCUGAAGUUCUUUUGCUUUUUCUUGCAUUUUAAUGACUGUUAGACCUGCCUUUUUAGACUGC
Molecule: messenger RNA, 2906 nt
Organism: Prinia subflava (tawny-flanked prinia)
Lineage: Eukaryota; Metazoa; Chordata; Aves; Passeriformes; Cisticolidae
Gene: SYCP1
Product: synaptonemal complex protein 1
Exons: 27
Coding region: 55-2466 (803 amino acids)
Biological process (GO): lateral element assembly; meiotic DNA repair synthesis; chiasma assembly
Cellular component (GO): male germ cell nucleus; transverse filament; synaptonemal complex
Molecular function (GO): double-stranded DNA binding
Source: RefSeq, a predicted model, not a curated record